CUAAUUCAUGUUCUGGGGCUAACAACAACUCUACUCUAGCUCUUAUCUCCUACAAAUCGGGUUAUUUAUAUAUACCCUCGCUAGGUUGUUCAAUUCCCAUGCAAACAAAAAACGAAGCUGAGAGCAACCAAUAUCACCUUACCUUACUAUGGCUUCCAUUUUUACUCUGCUCUUAAGCUCAGUUCUCAUAUUUUCAGUAUCAUUACAAGGAAAUGCACUAAGCUUGAAUUACUAUGAGAAAACAUGUCCUGACCUUGAUUUGAUAGUCACAGAUGCUGUCAAGAGCGCGGCGACGAGAGACAAAACAGUUCCUGCAGCUCUCCUUAGAAUGCAUUUCCAUGACUGUUUCAUAAGGGGCUGUGAUGCUUCUGUGCUGUUAAAUUCAAAAGGGAGCAACAAGGCAGAGAAAGAUGGGCCACCUAAUGUUUCUUUGCAUGCCUUUUAUGUCAUUGACAAUGCUAAGAAAGUAGUGGAAGCUCAAUGCCCUGGAGUGGUGUCUUGUGCUGAUAUUUUGGCUCUAGCUGCAAGGGAUGCAGUUGCAAUUUCUGGUGGACCAACAUGGGAUGUGCCAAAAGGAAGAAAGGAUGGAAGAAUAUCCAAGGCAAGUGAAACAAUACAAUUACCUGCUCCAACUUUCAACAUCUCUCAGCUGCAACAAAGCUUUUCUCAAAGAGGUCUAUCCAUGGAUGAUCUCGUAGCUCUUUCAGGUGGGCAUACUUUAGGCUUUUCCCACUGUUCAUCCUUCCAAAACAGAAUCCACAAUUUCAGUGCCACACAUGACAUAGACCCUACUAUAAAUCCAACAUUUGCAGCAAGCUUAAGGAGCAUCUGCCCUAAAAACAACAAGGCAAAGAAUGCUGGUGCCACCAUGGACCCAUCCUCAACAACUUUUGAUAACACAUAUUUCAAGUUGAUCCUACAAGGAAAAGCCCUGUUCUCUUCAGACCAAGCUUUGCUCACAACUACAGGGACUAAAAAUUUGGUUUCCAAAUUUGCCACCUCAAAAGAAAUUUUUGCACAGGCAUUUGUGAAAUCCAUGAUCAAAAUGAGUAGCAUCACAGGAGGCCAGGAGAUCAGGAAGGACUGUAGGGUAGUAAAUUAAAAAUCUCUUAGCCUGGUUCUAGACAAUUCUAAACUAUUGAGAGAUGGAUGAUCAAUCAGAUAUAUUUACUUUCUUCCAUUAAGAAACCUGUAUCACAAAUAGCAACUAUAAACAGGUAUUUUUGUAUUAGAUUGUAAUAAAAUUGAAGCGUAUCAAACUUUCUCCAA
Molecule: messenger RNA, 1269 nt
Organism: Jatropha curcas
Lineage: Eukaryota; Viridiplantae; Streptophyta; Magnoliopsida; Malpighiales; Euphorbiaceae
Source: RefSeq, a predicted model, not a curated record